Molecule: messenger RNA, 5498 nt
Organism: Chrysochloris asiatica (Cape golden mole)
Lineage: Eukaryota; Metazoa; Chordata; Mammalia; Afrosoricida; Chrysochloridae
Gene: TLL1
Product: tolloid-like 1
Exons: 21
Coding region: 664-3705 (1013 amino acids)
Biological process (GO): proteolysis
Molecular function (GO): zinc ion binding; metalloendopeptidase activity; calcium ion binding
Source: RefSeq, a predicted model, not a curated record
CUCACACUUUUGCUCUCCUUGCAGUCAGUUGCUCAGCUUUCUUUUGCAGCCUUUUAAGGCCUCCUGGCGCAGAAAUGACUGCCCCCCACCCCCUUCCUCGGUCUCCCCUUUCAGUUCAGAUGUGCUGAUGUGCAGACCGGAUUCAUCUUCCCAGAGCGGCAGCGGGCGCAGGCGGCGACGGCGGCGGCGGCUAUUGCUUGGCUGCCGGGUCCAGGCAGCGGCGGGGGCGCGGCGCGGGAGCUCCAGCUCCGGCAGUAGCUGAGUACGCCGGGCGCCGCUUCCCGAGCCGCGGCCGCGGGAAGUUCGGCCGCGGGAAGUUCGACCGCCCGAAGGAAUCCCCCCGCAAGCUGCUUGCGCCCUCGCCACCAGAGUGGAGUUACCCGCCGCCGCUCCCCGCCCCCGGGAGCCGAGCUCCUCACCUGCCCUCCGCCCACCCGCGGGCCCCUGGCCAACUUCUCUCAGUAACUGGGGGUAACAGGCAGUCUUUGCCCUCUCUUCUGUCCCAACGGCAUCCGCAUGUCUCCGGACACCUGGAAACCCUAGUCUUGUCGAGAAGCCUCUGGUGGAAGAAGAGGGUUAGUUCCCCUCACUCCGCACAUCAACAAGGACAGCGGACACCUCACCUCUAAGUCCGGUCCCCUCCUUUUCCUCCCGGGGAGGAGGAUGGGGUUGGAAACGUUUUCCCCGAGGAUGCUGUGGUGGCUAGUGGCCUCGGGGAUUCUUUUCUGCGGUGAACUGUGCGUCUGCUCUGGUCUCGAUUAUGAUUAUACUUUUGAUGUGAAAGAAGAGGAUAAAGCAGAGACAAUCGAUUACAAGGACCCGUGUAAAGCUGCUGUGUUUUGGGGUGAUAUUGCCUUAGAUGAUGAAGAAUUAAAUAUCUUUCAAAUUGAUAGAACAAUUGACCUUACACAGAAUCCCUUUGGAAAACUUGGGCAUACCACAGGUGGACUUGGAGACCAUGGUAUGUCAAAGAAACGAGGGGCCCUCUACCAACUUAUAGACAGGAUAAGAAGAAUUGGCUCUGGCUUGGAGCAAAACAACACAGUUAAAGGAAAAGUACCUCUAAAAUUCUCAGGGAAAAAUGAGAAAAAUCGAGUACCCAGAGCUGCUACAUCAAGAACUGAAAGAAUAUGGCCUGGAGGUGUUAUUCCUUAUAUAAUUGGAGGCAACUUCACUGGCAGCCAGCGAGCCAUGUUCAAGCAGGCCAUGAGGCACUGGGAAAAGCACACGUGUGUGACUUUCAUUGAAAGAAGUGAUGAAGAAAGUUACAUUGUAUUCACAUACAGGCCUUGUGGAUGCUGUUCUUACGUAGGCCGUCGGGGAAAUGGACCUCAAGCGAUAUCUAUUGGCAAAAACUGUGAUAAAUUUGGAAUUGUUGUUCAUGAAUUGGGCCAUGUGAUAGGCUUUUGGCAUGAACACACAAGACCAGAUCGAGAUAACCAUGUAACCAUCAUAAGAGAAAACAUCCAGCCUGGCCAAGAAUAUAAUUUUCUGAAGAUGGAACCUGGAGAAGUGAACUCACUUGGAGAAAGAUAUGAUUUUGACAGUAUCAUGCACUAUGCUAGGAACACCUUCUCAAGAGGGAUGUUUCUGGACACCAUUCUCCCAUCUCGUGAUGACAAUGGCAUACGUCCAGCAAUUGGUCAACGAACCCGCUUAAGCAAAGGAGAUAUUGCACAGGCAAGAAAGCUGUAUAGAUGUCCAGCAUGUGGAGAAACUUUACAGGAAUCCAAUGGCAACCUUUCCUCCCCAGGAUUUCCAAAUGGCUACCCUUCUUAUACACACUGCAUCUGGAGAGUCUCAGUGACCCCGGGGGAGAAGAUUGUUUUAAAUUUUACCACAAUGGAUCUGUAUAAGAGUAGCUUGUGCUGGUAUGACUACAUUGAAGUAAGAGAUGGGUACUGGAGAAAAUCUCCACUCCUUGGUAGAUUUUGUGGAGACAAAUUACCUGAAGUUCUUACUUCUUCAGAUAGCAGACUGUGGAUUGAGUUUCGUAGCAGCAGUAAUUGGGUAGGAAAAGGUUUUGCAGCUAUCUAUGAAGCAAUCUGUGGAGGUGAGAUACGUAAAAAUGAAGGCCAGAUCCAGUCUCCUAAUUAUCCUGAUGACUAUAGACCUAUGAAAGAAUGUGUGUGGAAAAUAACAGUGUCUGAGGACUACUAUGUUGGAUUGACCUUUCAGGCCUUUGAGAUCGAGAGACAUGACAAUUGUGCCUAUGACUACCUAGAAGUCCGAGACGGAACCAGUGAAAAUAGCCCCUUAAUAGGACGUUUCUGUGGGUAUGAUAAACCUGAAGAUAUAAGAUCUACCUCUAACACUCUGUGGAUGAAGUUUGUUUCUGAUGGAACUGUUAACAAGGCAGGAUUUGCUGCUACUUUUUUUAAAGAGGAAGACGAGUGUGCCAAACCUGAUCGUGGAGGUUGUGAGCAGCGUUGUCUGAACACUCUGGGCAGUUAUCAGUGUGCCUGUGAGCCAGGCUAUGAGCUGGGACCUGACAAGAGAAGCUGUGAAGCGGCUUGUGGAGGACUUCUUACCAAACUUAAUGGCACCAUAACCACCCCAGGCUGGCCUAAGGAGUACCCUCCUAAUAAAAACUGUGUAUGGCAAGUCGUUGCCCCAACCCAGUACAGGAUUUCCAUGAAGUUUGAGUCUUUUGAAUUGGAAGGCAAUGAAGUUUGCAAAUAUGAUUAUGUAGAGAUCUGGAGUGGCCUUUCCUCCGAAUCUAAAUUACAUGGCAAAUUCUGUGGUGCUGAAGUGCCUGAAGUGAUCACAUCCCACUUCAAUAACAUGAGAAUUGAAUUCAAAUCCGAUAACACUGUAUCCAAGAAGGGCUUCAAAGCACAUUUCUUCUCAGACAAAGAUGAAUGCUCUAAGGACAAUGGCGGGUGUCAACACGAAUGUGUCAACACAAUGGGAAGUUACAUGUGUCAGUGUCGUAAUGGAUUUGUGCUGCAUGAGAAUAAACAUGACUGCAAGGAAGCUGAGUGUGAACAGAAGAUUCACAGUCCAAGUGGCAUCAUUACCAGUCCCAACUGGCCAGACAAAUACCCAAGCAGGAAGGAAUGCACAUGGGAAAUCAGUGCCACUCCUGGUCACCGAAUCAAAUUAGCUUUUAGUGACUUUGAAAUUGAGCAACAUCAAGAAUGUGCUUAUGAUCAUUUGGAAGUAUUUGAUGGAGAAACGGAAAAAUCACCAAUUCUUGGAAGACUAUGUGGUAACAAGAUACCGGAGCCCCUUGUAGCUACUGGGAAUAAAAUGUUUGUUCGAUUUGUUUCUGAUGCAUCUGUUCAAAGAAAAGGCUUUCAAGCCACGCAUUCUACAGAAUGUGGUGGCCGACUGAAAGCUGAAUUAAAACCCAAAGAUCUGUACUCACAUGCUCAGUUUGGUGAUAACAACUACCCAGGACAGGUUGACUGUGAGUGGUUAUUGAUGUCAGAACGGGGCUCUCGACUGGAGUUGUCCUUCCAGACGUUUGAAGUGGAAGAAGAAGCCGAUUGUGGCUAUGAUUAUAUUGCGCUCUUUGAUGGUCUUGAUUCAACAGCAGUGGGACUUGGUCGAUUCUGUGGAUCAGGGCCACCAGAAGAGAUCUAUUCAAUUGGGGAUACAGUUUUCAUUCAAUUUCAUACUGAUGACACAAUCAAUAAGAAAGGAUUUCAUGUAAGAUACAAAAGCAUAAGAUAUCCAGAUACCAUGCAUACCAAAAAAUAACACCAAAAUCUCCAUCAGAACAUCCAGGAAUGCACAUAUGGAGAGAAGAUGUAUUUUUUUAAACUGAAGAUAUUAGCACAAAUGUUUUCUAUCAUGAGUUUGAACAAAAGAAAACUGUUAGAUGAGAAUUAUCUAUGUACUAAAGGAGAUGUUUCUGGACAACUCUGAUCAGCAUUAUAAAGAUAUUUGAACUCCUUAAUGGAUUAAUGAAUAUGACGAAAGGGCAUCACAUGCUUCAACGAAGACUCUAAAAGCUUCUUCAUAUAGCUGUCUUACAAUUCAGACAGAUUUUAAGGGGCUGUGGCCCUGCAGAGUGUACUUUUUGACAAGUUCCCAAGAUUUGGGGAAAUAAAAUGAUCUUGUAGGUCACAAACUGGAAAACCCUCUUCUCAUAUCUUAAUAUAAUUAAUUGCUUUGGCACUGUGUCUAAGAUACAAUGCAAACUAAAUCAAUAUAAGGUCGUAUGAAAUGGAAGUCUUUUAAGGACUGUUUGUACUUCAAAUGUGUGGUGUGUGUCUGAUAUUUGGAAACUGGAAUAUUUCAGCUUCAUUAUUUCCACUUGCAGUCCAGCUUAACUUCCUUGAAACACAAAUAAUCUCAAAACCGCUUCAUUUUACUGACAUUUUGACAAGUUUGAAAUGUCAGUAGUGUCUACUAUUGCAGAUAAAGUCUCAAUAUCAUUUAUUGAACUAUCAGAAAUGCCCAAUUGAAUGAUAAACUCAAUUCAUUUUUGUGGAAGUGCUACCUUCUCACAUCAAAUCCUAAAUCUUAUGAUGUCUUGUAAACUGUAUGAGAAAACUCCCAAGAGAUGUGUGCAGGAAUCUUCUAAAUGACUGGAUGGUUCAUUCUCAAGUUACCACUGCUGCUAUUGUCAUUCUUUUGACUAUUUUGUGCAUCUGUUGUAGUAGUUGUUAGUGUUGAUGCUUUCGUGGUUAAUGCAAUAUUUUCUAAUGAAAUGAAUUUAGGAAGAACUGAAAUAAAAAUUUCCCUACUAUUCAGUUUUUUAAAAAGCAAAGUUGGAAACGAGAAUUUGGUUCUGAAAGACUUUCUAUGGUGCUAUUCCAUAAACAUCUUUUUUUUAAAACAGUAUUUGACUUUGAGCCAACAACCCAUGGACUAUGAAUGUCUCCCUAUGUCUGGUUGGUGGCAUUUGAAGAAAAAAUGACUAGUUACAUGUAUUACAAUUAUAUUGUUGCAACGGCAGCACUUGUCCUGUGGAACAACUACUUAUCAUGCCUUAGAAUUCUUGCACAUGAUCAAAAAUAACUCUCUAGAGACAUACCUUUUGAAAUGUUAGACAUAAUAGUAUAUGUUAACAGCUCUAGGGGGAAAUUCCAUUUUAUGACUGAGAACAUCAGAUUGAAAUAUGAUGUCCUACUUUUGUUGUAGAAAAUGUAUUGUUGAGUGAAUUUUCUGCUCUAAAGACAGGUGUGUUUUAAUAUUAAUGUUAUGUCUGUGUAAGGUUGUCUGAGUGAAUGAAGCUACAAGAUGAAAAGUAGUGGGUAGUUGAAAAGUUAAAACUUAUGUGCCAACUUCUACUAGAAUCCUGUUUGAAGUAGCAUCUUUCUUAGAAAGUUUCAUGGACAAAUAAUGGAAACUUCUAAUUAUUAUCAACUGCAUUAAAUAAAAGACUUUCCUUUAGAGAAACUCUGUUUUUAAGUGUUUUGAUGUUGAUGUAGAUUGCUGUGUGAAGUAGUUUUGUUUCUGUUACCUGUCCAUGAACAUUCGUCAUCAUUUAAUGAAAUUGGGAAUUUUUCUUCAUGUUUACAAAAUAAACUCAACACAGAUAUGUA